This is a messenger RNA of Aureococcus anophagefferens, 723 nucleotides long. RefSeq lists its product as hypothetical. NCBI's taxonomy places the organism in Eukaryota, Pelagophyceae, Pelagomonadales, Pelagomonadaceae. The coding region runs from base 1 to 723 and encodes 240 amino acids. The record is from RefSeq and is a predicted model, not a curated record. The transcript has a single exon.
AUGGCCGACGAGGUAGCAGGGGCCUCCCCGCGGGACCAGGAAUGCGACGAGCUCAAGGCGGAAAUCGACGAGCUCAGGAAGGCGCUCGCGGCGAACGCCGUGGAGCUCGCCGAGGCGCGCGAGGCCCGGGGGUGGGCUGCGGAGCGCGCCGCGCCGCUUCCCAAGCCCAAGGGCGGCGUUUCGCUGGGGAAAGUCGACGCCUGCGAGAUGGAGCUGGACAUGCGCAUGGUCCAGGUCCUCGUCGACCAAGCCUUGGCCGCGUCCGAUCAGCUCGAAGACGCCUACGUGGAACGUGGCCGCGCCGGCGGGCUGUUCCUUCGCGAUCACGCCGCUCGCUUCCUCGCGGUCGUCCGCCGGAAGCUCGACGAAGUGCAGCGCAAGCUCGACCAGGUGCGCUCGCUGCCGAGCGAGGUGCACGCGGCGCACGAGUUCGCGAAGCUGGCCCACGCCAUCAUGGCGGAGCUCGUCCACCACAAUCGCGUCAACCUCCCUUGGAUCAAAAAACGCGUCGCCGCGUCGGAAGAGGCGGCGAAGGUGCAGCUCUCGACGACGGCCAUCUACGACCUUUGGAAGAUCGCGAAGUCGUUCGCCGCGCGCGUCGACUGGGUUCCGAACCAGGAGGAUCUCGUCUACGACCCGACGAACGGCGGCAAAAAGAAGACGCGCAAGGAAGCUGGGCUGGCCAAGAAGGCCAAGAAGCGGGCGAAGAAGAAGGAGGCCUAG